AUGGGCCCCAAGAAAUCAUCCAACAAAAGAGGAAACUCGAAGUCCCGGGCGUCUCCACCGAAGAAACCGAAAAGAUCCCCAACGUCCACCGUCGCGUGUAAUGCAGCUCAAGAUGACGAGAAUCCGUCAAACACGGAGUUCGAGUUCUAUCACGCUGAUGACCUCAUCUGUGGUCUUUACACCACGGGUGCGUUCAAGUUACCCUCAAAGUACAAAGGCCGGCGCACGGGAUCUCAUGCUGUAGAUAUGUGGUUUCUCGGGUAUCGACAGUCCACCGAUGCAGCGAGGGUUAAAGCAUAUAUCGAAGAGGAAACACGCGACUGGAGAGGUGUCUACGAUUCCAUGCGAGUCUAUAGAGGACGUCGUGACGAUCAUAAGCGUGAGUUCCCACAGGACACCCCUGUUACUACUACAAGGGCAAGACGGUUCCGCGAAGUUUUUGGAGACGCACGGAAAUGCUUCUUGCUCGCUUCGCUUCUCUGCUGGAACGAAAAUCAUGUUCCAAUGGCCCAAAGCAAGACUAUGCGUCUAGAGUUCGAAAUUGAAAGGUGUCGAGCUUUGAUACACUACGAGGAAUUGGAAGCUUUGCUUGGACCACUGGAACUUAAACUGGGGAAUCGUCCCAAAAAUGAAGUCCGCGCUCUGUAUGCCUUCAGCGAGCAACAGAAGAGCGACAAGAACGAGAGGAUUCAGGCUGCCAAAAGGAAGGUCCAUCAAGCGUCGUUGAUACAAGCAGAUCAAAAUCAAUUGAAUGCCCUCUCUUGGCCCCCCAGAAUACCGGGUGCCGCCGCCGUGAUCACGACUGGCAACCGACAGAGCAGCCACGUGCCAGCGGUGUCAGUCGCCUUCGGCACAGGCAACCCCCUGCUCGACACAAUGGAGGCUCUCGACCUAGUGAAGGAAGAUUACGAUACCAGCCACCCUCACUAUGCCGUUCUCCAGGCCAUGCGCGAGGACCUGGAUGCCAUUGCGGGCGGCAAGCGGGCCAGGAGGUAUGACGCCGGCGCCCACGCCGAGAAGUCACCCAUCCACCCGCCGCCGCAUCUGCGCGACCUCGACCGCAGCCAGAUGCUCCCCGGCACAUUGCCGCUCUGGCACCCCAAGCCAAACCCGGUCCGCAUCAUCCACAUGCCCCCGAACGGAGUCCUGCCCGCCGGUAUACGCGUGAAAAACAAGAAAUACCCUACAGCAUCUCCAACCGAUUCACCGUCACCACUGCCACCCAUGCUGCCCACGGGUUCUGGAUUCGAUCAACGAGGACGUUCCACAGCCCCUGAUAACCUCAGUGCCCCUCCCGGGAGUGCUUGCUAUCACGAGUAA
This is a messenger RNA of Neoarthrinium moseri, 1320 nucleotides long. RefSeq lists its product as uncharacterized. Lineage: Eukaryota; Fungi; Ascomycota; Sordariomycetes; Amphisphaeriales; Apiosporaceae. The record is from RefSeq and is a predicted model, not a curated record. The coding region runs from base 1 to 1320 and encodes 439 amino acids. The transcript is spliced from 4 exons.